Melozone crissalis (California towhee) is the source of this 1761-nucleotide messenger RNA. RefSeq names its product dihydropyrimidinase like 4 (gene DPYSL4). NCBI's taxonomy places the organism in Eukaryota, Metazoa, Chordata, Aves, Passeriformes, Passerellidae. Gene Ontology annotation, molecular function: hydrolase activity, acting on carbon-nitrogen (but not peptide) bonds, in cyclic amides. Bases 24 to 1736 code for a protein of 570 amino acids. The record is from RefSeq and is a predicted model, not a curated record. The transcript is spliced from 14 exons. Gene Ontology annotation, cellular component: cytoplasm; cytosol.
CACACGCGGCGGAGGCGGCGGCGAUGUCGCAGCCGGGCAGGAGGAGCGGGAGCCGCGGCAAGGGUCAUCACAUUCUAAUCAAAGGAGGAAAAAUUGUCAACGAUGAUCAGUCAUUUUACGCAGACAUUUAUGUGGAGGAUGGCCUAAUAAAACAGAUCGGAGAGCACCUGAUCGUGCCCGGCGGCACCCGGACCAUCGAUGCCCACGGGCAGCUGGUGAUCCCGGGCGGCAUCGACGUGCACACGCGGCUGCAGGCGCCCACCAUGGGCAUGAACUCGGCCGACGGCUUCUUCCAGGGCACCCGGGCGGCGCUGGCAGGGGGCACCACCAUGAUCAUUGACCACGUGUGCCCGGACGCGGGCAGCAGCCUCCUGGCCGCCUACGAGCAGUGGCGCAACCGUGCCGACAGCCAGGCCUGCUGCGACUACAGCCUGAGCAUGGACAUCCCGCGCUGGCACGAGAGCCUCAGGGAGGAGCUGGAGGCCCUGGUCAAGGACAAGGGUGUGAACUCCUUCCUGGUGUUCAUGGCUUACAAGGACAAGCUGCAGUGCACCGAUAGCCAGAUGUACGAGAUCUUCUGCGCCAUCCGGGACCUGGGCGCCAUCGCCCAGGUGCACGCGGAGAACGGGGACAUCAUCGAGGAGGAGCAGAAGAGGAUGCUGGAGCUGGGGAUUACAGGCCCGGAGGGGCACGUCCUCAGCCACCCCGAGGAGGUGGAGGCAGAGGCCGUGUUCCGUGCCAUCACCAUCGCCAGGCAGGCCAACUGCCCCCUCUAUGUCACCAAGAUCAUGAGCAGGGGGGCUGCAGAUGUCCUGGCUCAGGCCAAGAGGAAAGGUGCCGUGGUGUACGGGGAGCCCAUCACAGCCAGCCUGGGCACGGAUGGCUCCCACUACUGGAGCAGAAACUGGGCCAAAGCCGCCGCCUUCGUCACGUCCCCGCCCGUCAGCCCCGACCCCAGCACGGCCGAGCACCUCAGCACUCUGCUCGCCAGCGGGGACCUGCACGUCACGGGCAGUGCCCACUGCACCUUCACCACCGCGCAGAAGGCCGUGGGCAAGGACAACUUCACGCUGAUCCCCGAGGGCACCAACGGCGUGGAGGAGAGGAUGGCCAUCGUGUGGGAGAAGUGCGUGGUCCCCGGGAAGAUGGAUGAGAACGAUUUUGUGGCAGUGACCAGCACCAACGCUGCCAAGAUCUUCAACUGCUACCCCAGGAAGGGGCGCGUGGCUGUGGGCUCCGACGCUGACCUGGUGCUCUGGAACCCCAAGGCUACGAAAAUCAUCUCAGCAAAAACCCACCACUCGAAUGUGGAGUACAACAUAUUUGAAGGCACUGAGUGCCACGGGGUCCCAACCUUGGUGAUAAGUCAGGGAAGAGUUGUCCUUGAAGAUGGAAAUCUGUGUGUCACCCAGGGCUCAGGUCGCUUCAUCCCUAGGAAGACCUUCCCUGACUUCGUUUAUAAAAGGAUAAAGGCAAGAAACAGGCUGGCCGAGGUGCACGGCGUGCCCCGGGGCAUGUACGACGGGCCGGUGCACGAGGUGCCGGCCAGCGUCAGGACCGCGGCCCCGCGCGUCGCACCCUGCGCCGGCAAAGCCGCGGCGCCGCCCGUGCGCAACCUGCACCAGUCCGGCUUCAGCCUGUCCGGCUCCCAGGCCGAUGACCACAUUGCGCGGCGCACGGCGCAGAAGAUCAUGGCCCCGCCGGGCGGCCGCUCCAACAUCACCUCUCUGUCCUGACCCGGCCCCGCGCCGGCCCCGCCGC